UUGUGCAAAUACUUCCAAACACACAGACACAUGCGCAGAGAGAAGGACACACUCCCCAAACAGGAAGGAAUACCUGUUGGCCUGAGUUGGCUGGGAAUUCUCAGAUUCCUUACAUAGGAAGAGAGAGGAAGUUUGGAAUUAUCUACGCAUCAAGAUAUUUUGCUGCUGGAGGAAAAAUUUUGGACGACAAAAUGGAAGCAUAAAAUUGGACCACUCAACACCAGAAUAUCAACAAAUAUCCCAAUCUGAGUGUAGACUGGAAGUUAAAGAGAUCAGAAGGAUGCUAUUCUAACUGAAUCUGACAAGCCCAGGUGUCAGAUAUGUUCACCCCUCGGAAAAACAGUCUUCCAUCACCAAGCAUGGAAGACUCCUUCUUCCCUCUCUCUUCCUCUUCUGCUGUUUCUCUCUCUUUUGCUCUACCCCCAUCCUCGUCUUCGCCUGAUGGUGUUGAUAGUGGAGGAGGAAUAGAGACUGAUUUGAUUCUAGCUGCAGAGUUGGGCCGGGCUUUAUUAGAGAAGAAUGAAGAGAUGGCCGCAUCUCUGGAGCAGAGGGAGAGGGACAUAGAGGUUCUGAGGCAGGAGAAGCACCUUCUGCAGAGGAAGCUGGAGAUGAAUGAACUCGAGUCUGGACAGAAGGAGGCAGAGCUUUCAUCAGAUCUCGCUGUUUUAAGGGCUGAAUUGGAGAAAAACCACAAUCAGGGGCGUGACCGACGAAAAGAUGAAAGUGACCAGUUGGUUCAGUUAGCCAACCAUAACCAGCGACUGGUUGAACAGCUUGCAGAGGCUGUAACACUGGAGCACUCGUUGAGGACGGAGCUUCGUUCCCUCAGAGAAGAGAUGGAAGAUUCAUCCUUUAGCCGAACUAUCAGCCUCACACAAGUAGAGAACAUGCAAGCAGAGAACAGAGUUUUAGUGGAGCGGCUGUCACACAUAGAAACACAACUAACAGCCUCACAGAAUGACAGCCAAAGACUCCGCAUGGAGAGAGAUGAACUGAAGCACAGACUGUCAGAGCUCCAGAUGAAACUGAGCGAUAAAGACGCAGAGAUAGAGCAGGAGCAGGGGGUGGUGUUUGAGUUGCGCACCUUGAAUCGCUCUCUUCAGCAAAAAGCUCUGAACCUUGGAGAGGAGAGCAUCCUGGACAGUACUCACACACAACCUUUGUCUCUGCUUAGUGAAAUUCAGCAGUCGCAGGCGAAAGAGGCUCUGCUGGCUCACUCUACAGUCCUGCAGGCAAGAGACGAAGAAAUACGAGCACUAAAGGAAAAACUCCAAACUCAGCAUAAAGAGCUUGAGUCACUGGAAGAAGAAAUCAAGCCUUUCAGAAGCAGUCCUGACAAACCAAAUUACAGUGCUCUAGAAAAUGAGUUGGACACCAUUCGCCAGGAAAAAGAAUCUCUCGCCCAGCAGCUUCUCAAGACCAUCCAACAAAAGGUGGUGUUGUCUCAGGAGCUUGAUGCGUGGCAGGAGGACAUGCGUUUGGUCAUCAGCCAACAGGUGCAGCAGAGGGAGGGGGAAAGGCAGAUGGAGAACCGGCAGAAGAACGACAACACUGUCGGACUUCAACGAAGCAAGUCUUUGAGAGUGAAGGGAGAAAGAGGGAAAGGAUUCUUUUCUUCUUUAUUCAAGGAUAAAUAACAGACUGCAGAGGUAGUAGUUUAAAGUGACAGUGUCAUCAUUCAUAUCUGCCAGUGGAAACUUUCAGUGGCAGAUUAGAAGCAAUAUCAUCGGACAUCUACAGAAGCAACUCAAGUGUUUACAGAGCUUUUUUUUUUUAAACAUAUUUCUGUGUAAAUAUGUACAAUAUAUUAUUAUUAUUAUUAUUGUUUUGUAUUAAAAAUCUAAAGUGACCAUUGUGUGUUUUUUACAGUAUGUCAAUUGUCAUAACAGGUAGAAAAGGGAUAUGCAAACUAAGUUUGCGGAAGGACUAGCAUGACUUUAAUUGCGUUCUGAAUUAUUUACUGUAACACACAUUUUUAUUUGGGGACGACUCCAGAAAACUCUUUGAGCAAAAGUGACACCAGAUUUUCAGCACCGCCACUUUCAUGCUCAGGUAUCAUCAUCAUGUUUCUUUAAUGACCAUCUGCUACCAGGAGAGAAUAUUUGUAAAUUUCAAGAGGCUUAGUCAUCAAUUACUGUGCUGCACAUCCAGAAGUCUAAAGAAUGUUAGCUUUUAAAGGAAGAGGAGCUGAAACAACUCAUUUAAAACAGGGUUAGCUGAUGACUGCAUAAUGAUUAAAAACGGGUUAUAAAGUCCUUUUGUUUCUCCGUGAAAACUGUGAAGAAUUUGAAUGAUUCUCCAUUCAGCCUCUAAUAAAUAUAAAGGAGCAUAAAUGUAUCAUAUACAUAACAAGUUCUCCUCAACAAAAGUGACAAACUACACAGAUUAGAUUGAUGAGAAUUCAUUUAGCUGCUGAUAUUUCAGCAAAUUUGUCAAGGAGUCACAACAUAAAUUCUAAUGUAACUGUUUCAGCUUCUUG
Messenger RNA from Menidia menidia (Atlantic silverside), 2479 nucleotides. Lineage: Eukaryota; Metazoa; Chordata; Actinopteri; Atheriniformes; Atherinopsidae. The record is from the annotation of a GenBank genome assembly.